Labeo rohita (rohu) is the source of this 5380-nucleotide messenger RNA. It is a transcript of the gene pafah1b1a, whose product is annotated as platelet-activating factor acetylhydrolase 1b, regulatory subunit 1a. NCBI's taxonomy places the organism in Eukaryota, Metazoa, Chordata, Actinopteri, Cypriniformes, Cyprinidae. Gene Ontology annotation, molecular function: protein binding. The record is from RefSeq and is a predicted model, not a curated record. The transcript is spliced from 11 exons. Bases 378 to 1610 code for a protein of 410 amino acids.
UGAAGUCAGCCCAUGCGCGCUCCCGUGCCGUGUAGAGGCGAAUGCGGCGCUGCAAGGAGGCAGACCCCGAGACUUCAGCCCCCCUUUUCAACACGAAAAUAACACUUAUUUCGUUCCCUAACCGCGUCAUCUGAGGAAUAACAUAGAGUGCUGACUCUGUAGGAUGCAGGGACCGUCUGGCUGGUAGAUGCCUGCAGGCUGUCAAUGCGUGGUGUUCCUGGAGACCGUCUUCAAGGAGAAGUGUUUGGGGUGAGCUGCUGACCGCCCUGCAAGCCGGACCCGGCGUCCUAUCUCUGAUCUCCUGCCAAGGAGACAGCAGUUGCUGCACACUCUACACCUGACCCCCACCCCCGCCCCGUCCCGUCCCCGCCGUCACCAUGGUGCUGUCACAGAGGCAACGUGACGAGCUAAACCGAGCGAUAGCUGAUUACCUUCGUUCCAACGGAUAUGAAGAGGCAUAUUCAGUUUUCAAAAAGGAGGCGGAAUUAGACAUGAAUGAGGAAUUGGAUAAGAAGUAUGCAGGUCUUUUGGAAAAGAAAUGGACUUCAGUCAUCAGAUUACAGAAAAAGGUGAUGGAAUUAGAAUCAAAACUGAAUGAGGCAAAAGAGGAGAUUAAUAUAGGUGGGCCAGUCGGACAGAAGCGAGACCCCAAAGAAUGGAUUCCCCGUCCUCCCGAGAAAUACGCCCUGAGCGGCCACAGGAGUCCUGUCACCAGAGUCAUUUUCCAUCCUGUUUUCAGCGUCAUAGUCUCGGCCUCAGAGGACGCAACAAUAAAGGUAUGGGACUACGAAACGGGUGACUUUGAGCGGACCCUCAAGGGCCACACAGACUCGGUGCAGGACAUUUCCUUCGAUCAUACUGGAAAGCUGCUAGCCUCCUGUUCAGCGGACAUGACCAUUAAGCUCUGGGAUUUCCAGGGCUUCGAGUGUAUCAGGACCAUGCACGGGCAUGACCAUAAUGUUUCAUCUGUAGCUGUUAUGCCCAAUGGAGAUCACAUAGUUUCUGCAUCAAGGGAUAAAACCAUUAAAAUGUGGGAGGUGGCCACUGGGUACUGUGUCAAGACGUUCACCGGUCACAGAGAGUGGGUGCGCAUGGUGCGGCCCAAUCAAGAUGGGACCCUGAUCGCCAGUAGUUCUAAUGACCAGACGGUGCGCGUUUGGGUGGUGGCCACAAAAGAAUGCAAGGCGGAGCUGCGUGAACAUGAGCAUGUUGUGGAGUGCAUUUCUUGGGCCCCUGAAAGCGCCCAUCCCACCAUCCUUGAAGCGACUGGCUCAGAGACCAAGAAGAGCGGGAAACCUGGUCCUUUCCUGUUGUCUGGUUCCAGAGACAAGACUAUCAAGAUGUGGGAUGUGAGCACUGGCAUGUGCCUUAUGACACUGGUUGGCCAUGAUAACUGGGUGCGUGGAGUUCUUGUGCACCCAGGAGGAAAGUUCAUUGUGAGCUGUGCUGAUGACAAGACUUUGAGGAUCUGGGAUUACAAAAACAAGCGCUGCAUGAAGACCUUGAGUGCCCAUGAACAUUUUGUUACCUCUCUGGAUUUCCACAAGUCAGCUCCGUACGUCGUCACCGGGAGCGUAGAUCAAACAGUAAAAGUGUGGGAGUGUCGCUGAUCGCACCCGCAGGACCCUUCACGACACCUCCACGCUCCCCUCCACCCCCCCCCCACCCCGCCCGGACCCCAUUCCACUUCCCUCCUCAGCUUCCUCCUGCUCUUCUGGAUGCACUCGAAAACACCACGGUUAUCACCCACCGAGCUCCGGUUCAAUAACGUGUCCUUUUAUGUAAAUUAUUCUGGAUGUAGAUCGAGCUAUUAAAUGAAAAAAAAAAAAGUAUUCUUGCAUGGUGAAUCCAAAACUGUAUACUGUAAAUUUACAUAAUGUUGUCUAGAAGUACCAUAGGUUUAACACAGGCUGAUCUUUCACUCAGCCUGACCUACCGAAGGCAGAAGCUGACUGGGUUAAAAUGUAGGGCACUAAACUGAUAAUUUAAUGACAGUGUCUUGAUUUAUUUUGUCUGUUUUGUUUUGUUUUGUUUUCUUCCACUGUCUUAGUCUGUUUGUGCCUAGCUUGGAGACCUUUCAAGGGGCAAAGGCUACAGAACGAACCUAUAACGCUGAGGUGGAGAGUUAAUCUGAUGGGGCUUGUUAUCGGAGUUAUUCUGUAGCUUUGUUACAUCACUUCUGGAGUGUACUUACCAUUCUCUUCUUGUGGAUUUAGAUAACAUUUAAUGGUUGCAUCUAAGAACGUUUCAUGUGUUUUGUCUGGAAACCUUUGGGAAUAAAUCUUUGUACGCUUGUCAUGACACGUCCUACUGAGAAGUACAAUCCCAGAGACAUGACGUUACACUGUAAGAGAGAUUGUGCUUAAUUAUAGGAGUCAAUUUGUAUGCUACUCCUGCAUCCAAAAAGCCAUGCUGCAUAGUGGGCGGCAAGAGUAUUUUCUUUCUUUUCCCUCAAUCAGAGAUAGCUUUAGUAAAGAUUUUGUUUUUGACCUCAACGGUCAGUUGUGUCACUCAGGAGCACUUCAACGUUUAAGUAUAGUAACCGUUGCCUCUACGAAGCACUUGAUUUGGCCUUCAAGUUGGAUUCUGAUGAUUCUUCCUUUGUUUAAUGAUCUCGUUGCCCCUAUGGCAGUUACGCUGAGUUCACGAAAGACAUUUGACGUGGAUAUCGCAACCCUCAGUUUGGACCUAAGGUGCAAAGCAUGACAAGGGCUCAAAGUUUCCUCUCAUCAGGGGGGGAUGUGCAAAAAUCUGUCCUAAAAGAAUGGGUGCAAAGAUUUCCAUGCUGAUAAAAUGGAACACUCGAUACUAUGGGAAGCUCAAUCUUAGAUAAUAAACCUAUUGAGGAGUUGAGGAGCUACAAACGAAUGAUCUGCCUGUUCUCUCUGUGGAGAGUCCUGAUGGUGACUCCUAUUGUAAAGGGAUCUUCAUACUGUGGACCAUCCCUAAAAUAACCACAGGUGCUCAAGCCAUUACUUUAGUGUGACGAGUGGCACGUUCUUGCUAUAAAUGUACAAAUGAAUACACAAUGGGAAAUGAUUUGAUAAAUCCUAAACAUGGAGAUAACCAUUCCAUAUCUUUUGCGAAGACAAAAAACAAUUAAAUUGCACAUCCCUGCUAUUGUUAGAUCUUCAGUCACGUCGGACUGAAGGCGUACGUGAUGUAAGGCUUCAAAAUGCAUAACGGAUAUCAUUUUAAUUAGCCUUUUCAUUCCAAUGCAAUUAUAUAAUAAAGAAUUCACUGCUUAACCAUGCUAUUAUCAAGCGAUUUCCUGUUGUGUGUGUGCUGGAUGUACCUAAUGCUGCUGAAAAUCUGAUAGUGACUAGUCUGAGAUCUGUACCUGUCCACGUAGCACUGCUGCAUGUAACCGUACUGAAGAUUGAGCUGUCUGGUGGGGGAACCAACCAUCAUGAAAUGCGCUAUGAUUGGUUUAAGAAGCUGGACGCCCUACCAGAUAGGUCAGCUGGCAUGCUAACUGUGGGCCGCUCAGUACGUGGUUGUAGAGGCCGAUCUGUGUGUGCUUGUAUGAAGGAAGAUGACGACUUUAUUUCGCUAUGGGAUUGUGGCAGACUGAGCAACCUAAGGGAGAAGUGUCAAUCACAAGAAAAGCACCAGUGAUUCCUUUUUUUAGUUUCUUGAUGCUGGUGGAGACGAUUGACAUUUUGGUUCUUCAGUCACUUCGCUGUUUUAUGAAGUACAGAAAUACAGUUGAGGUUAAAAGUUAACAUACACCUUGCAGAAUCUGCAAAAUGUUAAUUAUUUUACCAAAACAGGAGGGAUCAUACAAAAUGCAUGUUGUUAUUUUUAUAUAGUACUGAUCUGAAUAUGAUAUUUCACAUAAAAGACGUUUACAUAUAGUCCACAAAAGAAAAUAGUUGAAUUUAUAAAAAUGACAUACAUACACUUGAUUCUUAAUACAGUGUUGUUACCUGAAUGAUCCACAGCUGUGUCUUUUUGUUUAGUGAUAGUUGUUCAUGAGUCCCUUGUUUGUCCUGAACAGAAACUGCCCGCUGUUCUUUGGAAAAAUCCUUCAGGUUCGACAGGUUCUUUGGUUUUUCAGUGUUUUUGUGCUGAAAACGGUGAACUGUAUGAUUUUGAGAUUCAUCUUUUCACACUGAGGAUAACUGAGGGACUCAUAUGCAACUAUUACAGAAGAUUCAAACGCUCACUGACGCUUUAGAAGGAACCAAUGCAUCAAGAGCUGGGGGGUGAAAACUUUUGGAAUUUAAAGAUCAGGGUAAAUUUAACUUAUUUUAUCUACUGGGAAACAUGUAAGUAUCUUCUGAGGGGCAGUACUAAAUGGAAAAAAAUAUGAUAUUUAGGCCAAAAAAGACAAAUGUACACAUCUUCAUGCUGUUCAAAAGUUUUCACCCCCGGCUCCCAAUGCAUUGUUUUUCCUUCUGAAGCAUCAGUGAGUGUUUGAACCUUCUGUAAUAGUUGCAUACGAGUCCCUCAGUUGUCCUCAGUGUGAAAAGAUGGAUCUCUAAACCAUACAGUCAUUGUUGGAAAGGGUUCAAAUACACAAAAAAGCUGAAAAACCAAAGAAUCUGUGGGACCUGUAGAAUUUUACUGAAGAACAGCAGGCAGUUUAACUGUUCAGGACAAACAAGGGACAUGUGAACAACUAUCACUAAAUAAAAAAAACAGCUGUGGAUCAUUCAGGUAAUAACGCACAUUAUUAAAAAUCUUUUGAACAGGGUCAUUUUUAUAAAUUCAAUUAUUAUUUUCUCUUGUGGACUAUAUGUAAACAUUUUAUGUGAAAUAUCAUAUUCAGGUCAGUACUAGAUAAAAAAAAUAACAUGCAUUUUGUAUGUUGACUCCUAUUUUGAUGAUAAAAUUAACAUUUUGCAGAUUCUGUAAGGUGUAUGUAAACUUUUGACCUUAACUGUAUACUGAAGCUGUAAACCUAAACCAAAAAAGUGUGUAAUUUUGGACAAAAAUAUCACUGAAUUGCAUCAUUUGUAAGUUAAACAUGUAUUUACAUUGUCCACAGUUUGUUGUCCCCAUAAGCAGCGCUACUCCCUUACGAUUGGCGUUUCUCAAGACCUUAAAUGAAGGUCUUGCCUGGUUUGACAAUGAUGGUGUCCUGUUUCUGUGUGUCCAGAGAGAAGGUUUGCCAUUCGCAGGUCCCAAACAAUCCCACUGCUGCACAUGCUGGAUGGGUUCAUGUACAGACAGACUCAUGAAGGUCCUGUCUGUAGGUCCAUCCUCCAGCCACAGGUCUAUCAUCAGCUAUUACUUUGUGAAUAGAUUGGAGGCUUCAGACUUCACAGCUUGAAUGGGACUUUUUGCUUUUUAUGGUAUCACUGUUCACACAGCCAAUUGUUAACAAUAUAUCUGGAUGUUAUUGUUUGCAACAUAAUUAAAGAAAAAAUAUGAA